Molecule: messenger RNA, 1179 nt
Organism: Cutaneotrichosporon cavernicola
Lineage: Eukaryota; Fungi; Basidiomycota; Tremellomycetes; Trichosporonales; Trichosporonaceae
Gene: ARP2
Exons: 4
Coding region: 1-1179 (392 amino acids)
Biological process (GO): Arp2/3 complex-mediated actin nucleation
Cellular component (GO): actin cortical patch; Arp2/3 protein complex
Molecular function (GO): actin filament binding
Source: RefSeq, a predicted model, not a curated record
AUGGCAUCCGACCCGUCAGUGCCCAUCGUCGUCGAUAACGGUACCGGCUUCGUCAAGUGCGGCUGGGCUGGGAGCAACUUUCCUGAGUAUGUCUUCCCGUCUGUCGUCGGACGACCGAUCCUACGUGCGGAGGAGCGCCUCGGCAGCUCGCAGCUGAAGGACCUGAUGAUCGGCGACGAGGCGGCGGAGAACCGCUCGUUCCUACAGAUGAGCCAUCCCAUGGAGCACGGUAUCGUCAAGAACUGGGGCGACAUGGAGCACCUCUGGGACUACACGUUCUACGAGAAGCUCAAAGUCGACACGCGCGGACGCAAGGUCCUCCUCACCGAGCCGCCCAUGAACCCCAAGGCCAACCGCCAGAAGAUGGCCGAGGUCAUGUUUGAGCGGUACCAGUUUGGCGGGGUCUAUGUUGCGAUCCAGGCGGUGCUCACGCUGUAUGCGCAGGGUCUCCAGACCGGUGUCGUCGUUGACUCUGGAGACGGCGUGACCCACAUCGUGCCCGUGUACGACGGCUUCUCUCUUCCCCAUCUCACCCGCCGUCUCGACGUCGCCGGCCGCGACGUCACACGCUACCUGAUCAAGCUUCUCCUCAUGCGCGGGUACGCGUUUGAGCGCACGGCCGACUUUGAGACGGUGCGCGGGAUUAAGGAGAAGCUGUGCUUCAUGUCGUACGACCUUGAGCUCGACAAGAAGCUGGCAGACGAGACGACGGUGCUAGUCGAGAACUACACGCUGCCAGAUGGGCGUGUGAUCAAGGUCGGCUCGGAGCGUUACGAGGCCCCCGAAUGCAUGUUCCAGCCGCACCUCGUCGAUGUUGAGCAGCCAGGUGUGGCCGAGCUCCUCUUCCAGACGAUUCAGCAGGCUGCCCUCGACACCCGUGCUGAGCUGUACAAGCACAUUGUCCUUUCCGGCGGCUCGAGCAUGUACCCUGGCUUCCCGUCGCGCCUGGAGAAGGAGAUGAAGCAGCUGUACCUCACGCGCGUGCUCAACAACGACGCGUCGCGGUUGAAGAACUUCAAGAUCCGCAUCGAGGACCCACCCCGUCGGAAACACAUGGUCUUCCUGGGCGGCGCUGUGCUCGCCGACAUUAUGAAGAGCCAGGAGGCGUUCUGGGUCACAAAGCAGGAGUGGGAGGAGGAGGGUGUGCGCGCUCUUGACAAGCUCGGCCGCGGGGACUAA